Messenger RNA from Dichotomopilus funicola, 1428 nucleotides. RefSeq lists its product as uncharacterized. The record is from RefSeq and is a predicted model, not a curated record. Bases 1 to 1428 code for a protein of 475 amino acids. Gene Ontology annotation, molecular function: LPPG:FO 2-phospho-L-lactate transferase activity. NCBI's taxonomy places the organism in Eukaryota, Fungi, Ascomycota, Sordariomycetes, Sordariales, Chaetomiaceae. The transcript has 5 exons.
AUGGCUUCACCAACCAUAACCGAUGGCAACGUCACUGUGCCUAAAACCCCGGGCAUUACCGUCUUCUCAGGAGGCACCGCAGCCAACAGCCUAGUGGACGUGUUCAAUCGCAUUGUCGAGAAGCGGCGAUGUCAGUUACAUUAUGUCAUUCCGAUCAGCGACAACGGCGGUAGCUCGUCUGAGUUGAUCAGAUUUGUUGGUGGGCCGAGCGUGGGUGAUAUUCGAAGUCGGCUUGUCCGGUUGAUUCCCAAUCAUGAAGGCGACAAAGAAAUGUCGGCGGUAAAGCUCCUGUUUGAGCAUCGACUAGAUGAGGAGCCGACAAGGGCACGAUCGGAAUGGCUUGACAUCGUCGAAUCUCGGUCUCUCCUAUGGGGAUUCAUCUCCAGUCCUAAACGAGAGCUCAUCCGGUCAGUGUUGAAUACACUGAAUGUCGAGAUCGUCAAGCGGGCGCGGCCGCCAAAUGUCUUCAACUUCGCCAGCGCUAGCGUGGGAAAUAUGUUCCUGGUGGGCGCCCGUAUCUUCACAGGCUCCUUCGAGUCCGCAAUCUACCUGCUUUCCAUGAUCUGUUCCAUCCCACCCUGGGUCUCCGUCCUGCCCGCUGUCAACUCCAACUUCACGCAUCACAUAUCAGCGGGCCUGCGCGAUGGCAGCACCAUCGCAGGACAAGUUGCCAUCAGUCACCCCUCGGCGCCAACAGCCCUGCCCGACGACACAGCUGAGGCACCGGCUCUGACCGCGGCGGAUCAUGAUCGCAUCGAGGACGCAAACUUGCCAGGUUCGCUCCCGGCGCUGCGGCGCCCAAACUUGGCCUUCUCUAAGGAGGACGAGGAAGAUCUUCCCGCGCGCAUCGAACGGCUGUGGUACAUCAACCCAUACGGCCACGAGAUUGCGCCCACGGUUAACCCCCAGGUGGUCGAGGCGCUUGCGGCUUCUGAUACCGUCAUUUACAGCAUCGGCUCUCUUUACACAAGUAUUGUGCCUAGCCUAGUCUUGCGCCGCGUCGGCCAGGCUAUCGGUGCAAGCGGCAGUGAGGCCCAAAGUGGUGUUGAUGGCGGUAUCAAGAGGAAAGUGCUUAUCCUGAAUAGCAAGCUCGACCGCGAAACGGGUCCACAAGACGACCCCAUGACAGCACGCGACUUUGUGGCUGCCAUCGCCCGGGCAUGCGUGGAAAGCUGGAACCCGGAGCUGGUGGGUGAGAGGGAUGAGGUCGUGUUGAGGCAGUAUGUGACACAUUUGAUAUAUCUCGACGACAUGGGGCAGGGUGGGGGGCCCAAGGUGGAUCGCGAGGAGCUUGCCGGUCUCGGAAUUGUUUGCAUCAAGGUUUCUGGGAAGCUGGCGGUUGCCAGUGGCGGCGGGGCCAAGAGAAUAGAUGCCCGGUAUGACGAAGAGGCGCUCCGGGAGGCGCUGGAAUCGAUCAUCGGGUCUUGA